This is a messenger RNA of Chelmon rostratus (copperband butterflyfish), 2067 nucleotides long. RefSeq names its product synaptic vesicle glycoprotein 2B-like. The coding region runs from base 1 to 2067 and encodes 688 amino acids. The transcript has 14 exons. Gene Ontology annotation, cellular component: membrane. The record is from RefSeq and is a predicted model, not a curated record. NCBI's taxonomy places the organism in Eukaryota, Metazoa, Chordata, Actinopteri, Chaetodontiformes, Chaetodontidae. Gene Ontology annotation, biological process: transmembrane transport; chemical synaptic transmission. Gene Ontology annotation, molecular function: transmembrane transporter activity.
AUGGCUGACCCCUACCAAAACAAUAUACACCACCAAGGAGGGGGUGAUAGGUAUGGGACUUACGGAGAAGGCGGUGGCCAUGAUGGAUAUGGUUACCAGGCAGACUACCCUCCCCAGGAAGAGGACGCGGCGAGUGACGUGACCGAGGGGCACGAUGAAGAGGAUCAGAUGUACGAAGGAGAAUAUCAAGGGAUACCACAUCCUGACGAGGUGAAGGCUGCGCAGAGAGCCGCACGGGCUAAAACCCGAGCGGCCGGCAGUGCGGUCUCUGAACUCGAGGAGCUAUCUGAACAGUACCAGGACAUCAUGGAGGACUGUGGCCACGGGAAGUUCCAGUGGACGCUGUUCGUGGUGCUGGGCCUGGCUCUGAUGGCAGACGGAGUGGAAUGUUUUGUGGUUGCGUUCGUUCUACCGUCUGCAGAGAAAGAUCUGUGUCUGUCCAAUGCAGAGAAAGGAAUGUUGGGUCUGAUGGUCUUCCUGAGCAUGAUGGUGGGAGCUUUCCUGUGGGGUGGCCUGGCAGACAAAGUUGGCCGUCGGCGUUGUCUGAUUGUGGCAUUAGCUAUAAACUGUAUCUUUGCCUUCCUGUCCUCCUUCGCCCAGGACUACGGCUUCUUCCUCUUCUUCAGGCUGCUGUCUGGCAUCGGAAUUGGCGGCACGGUGCCGAUUGUGUACUCGUACUUCUCUGAGUUUCUUCAGAUGGACAAGAGGGGCGAGCAUCUGUCCUGGCUUUGUAUGUUCUGGAUGAUCGGUGGGAUCUAUGCCUCAUUCACUGCCUGGGGGGUCAUACCCAGAUAUGGCUGGGGGUUCAGUAUGGGCACAGAGUUCCAGUUCCACAGCUGGCGGGUGUUUGUCCUGGUCGCUGCUCUUCCUGCUAUUGCCUCUCUGGUCGGACUCACCUUCAUGCCUGAGAGCCCCCGCUUCCUGCUGGAGAAUGCCAAGCAUGAUGAGGCGUGGAUGAUCCUGAAGCAGGUCCAUGACACCAACUGGAGGGCCAAGGGACAGCCAGAAAAAGUCUUCACUGUGACUCACAUCAAGGCUCCAAAGACAGCAGAGGAUGAGUUUAUUGAGAUUCAGACUGCAACAGGAACAGCUGCCCAACGCUGGGCUGUACGCUCACUCACACUCUGCAAACUGGUGUUGAGGAACGUAGCAUCUCUCCUAUCUGCAGAACUGAGGUUUGCUACGCUCUUCAUGGCCAUCAUCUGGUUCUGCAUGGCUUUCAGUUACUAUGGUCUGUCUGUUUGGUUCCCUGACAUGAUCAAACACCUUCAGUACGAGGAGUACCAGUCCAAGGUCAAGGUGUUCCAUAAAGAGCGAGUAGAGAAAUUCCAUUUUAACUUUUCUUUGGAGAACCAGAUCCAUAAAGAAGGAGAAUACAUCCAGGACAAGUUCAUCAGUAUAGAGAUGAAGUCAGUAAAGUUUGAGGACUCACUGUUUGAAGACUGUAGCUUUGAGGACGUCAAGUUCACAGACACAAUAUUUGAGAACUGCACCUUCCGCUUCACUGUCUUCUCUAACACAGACGUGUGGGAGGAGAAGUUUAUCAACUGUAGGCUGGAGAACACCACCUUUGAGCACAACAAACACGGCUGUCACCUGGACACUGUUGAGGAGAACGACGUUCUUAUUUACCUGGUCAGCUUCCUGGGCAGUCUGGCUGUGUUGCCAGGCAACAUCAUCUCAGCUCUCUUCAUGGAGAAGAUCGGCAGGGUCAAGAUCAUAGGUGGAUCCAUGCUCAUUUCAGCAGGCUGCACCUUCUUCCUGUUUCUGAGCUUCAGCCAAUCAGCAAUCAUUGCCCUCCAGUGUCUGUUCUGUGGUGUCAGUGUAGCUGCAUGGAACGGCAUUGAGGUGGUGACUGUGGAACUGUACCCUACAUCGAAAAGGGCCACAGCGUUCGGCGUGCUGAACGCUCUGUGUAAGCUGGCGGCGGUGCUCGGCAGCUCUAUCUUCAGCAGCUUUGUGGGCGUCACCAAAGCCGUCCCCAUCCUGCUGUCCUUCGCUGCGCUGGUGUGUGGCGGCCUGGUGGCCCUCAGACUACCUGACACGCGAGAGAAAAUCCUGCAGUGA